CACGGCCUCCCCAAGCCCGCCCCCGUCACAUGAGCCCUGCGGCCCCCCGCCCCUUCCCCAGGUCUCAGGCAGCGGCUGCUAGAAGGCCCAGAGCUGCCUGGGGGACGAGGCCUUCGGCUCUGAGGAAUCCAGGCUGGCCGCGGCCCCUCAUCUUUCCCUCGAGGUCCCACGAGGUUGGGCGAGGCACUCACAGCUGUGCUUGGGCCCCGGCCCCACGUUGGCCCCUGGAGGGCGGCCCGCCUCACACCCAGUGUCGGGAUUCAGUCUCCUGGACCCAGCUCCCGCUCCAUGUCCCGGGCAUCUCCCGGGCAGGAGAGCGGGCCCCUGGCCUCCACCAGCUGCUCGGCGCCCCGGGGUCCCAGGAAGGGCGGCCCAGCGGACAGGAAGGAGAAGGCCGCAGAGAUGCCCGACUCCCCAGCCGAGGUGAAGACGCAGCCCCGGUCCACACCCCCCAGCAUGCCGCCCCCGCCGCCCGCUGCGUCCCAGGGGACCCCACGGCACCCCUCCUUCACGCCCCACACAAAUCGAGAGGACGGGCCUGCGAUGUCUCUGCCCCACGGCCGUUUUCAUGGCUGCUUAAAAUGGUCUAUGGUCUGUCUUUUGAUGAACGGCAGUACACACUCGCCAACAGCCAUCAACGGCACCCCGUCCACGCCCAACGGCUUCAGCAAUGGCCCAGCCACCUCGUCCACAGCCUCGCUGUCCACGCAGCACCUGCCCCCAGCCUGCGGGGCGCGGCAGCUGAGCAAGCUGAAGCGGUUCCUCACCACCCUGCAGCAGUUCGGCAGCGACAUCUCCCCGGAGAUCGGGGAGCGCGUGCGCACACUGGUGCUGGGGCUCGUGAACUCCACGCUGACCAUUGAGGAGUUUCAUUCCAAGCUCCAGGAGGCCACUAACUUCCCGCUGCGGCCUUUCGUCAUCCCCUUCCUGAAGGCAAACCUGCCCUUGCUGCAGCGGGAGCUCCUGCACUGUGCCCGCCUGGCUAAGCAGACCCCCGCCCAGUACCUGGCCCAGCACGAGCAGCUCCUGCUGGAUGCCAAUGCCUCCUCCCCCAUCGACUCCUCAGAGAUCCUGCUGGAAGUCAAUGAGAACGGCAAGAGGAGAACCCCUGACAGGACCAAAGAGAGUGGGUCAGACCGCGACCCGUUGCACCCCGACCACCUCGGCAAACGGCAUUGCACCCUGAGCCCCGCCCAGCGAUACAGCCCGAGCAAUGGGCUGCCCCACCCCACGCCGCCACCGCACUACCGCCUGGAGGACAUGGCCAUGGCCCACCACUUCCGUGACUCCUACCGUCACCCUGACCCCCGGGAGCUCCGGGAGCACCACCGGCAGCUCGCGGUGCUCGGGUCCCGGCAGGAGGAGGUGAUCGACCACAGGCUCACAGAGCGUGAGUGGGCCGAGGAAUGGAAGCACCUCAACAACCUCCUGAACUGCAUCAUGGACAUGGCGGAGAAGACGCGGCGGUCGCUGACCGUGCUGCGCCGGUGCCAGGAGGCUGACCGCGAGGAGCUCAACCACUGGAUGCGGCGCUACAGUGACGCCGAGGACACCAAGAAGGGGCCCGAGCCCGCCACGAGCCGGCCCCUUAACAGCUCCACAAGUGCAGAGGGGUCUCAGCUAGACGUCCACCGGGAGUUCAUGCCAAGGACCCUGUCCGGCUACAUGCCAGAGGAGAUCUGGAGGAAGGCUGAGGAGGCGGUGAACGAGGUGAAGCGGCAGGCGAUGUCGGAGCUACAGAAAGCCGUGUCGGACGCGGAGCGGAAGGCCCACGAGCUCAUCAGCACGGAGCGUGCCAAGAUGGAGCGGGCCCUGGCCGAGGCCCGGCGGCAGGCCUCAGAGGACGCCCUGACUGUCAUCAACCAGCAGGAGGACUCCAGCGAGAGCUGCUGGAACUGCGGCCGCAAGGCGAGUGAGACGUGCAGCGGCUGCAACGCGGCGCGCUACUGCGGCUCCUUCUGCCAGCACAAGGACUGGGAGAAGCACCACCAUGUGUGCGGCCAAAGCCUGCAGGGCCCCGCGGCCAUAGUGGCCGACCCCGUGCCCGGACCGCCCAAUGCCACCACCGGCCUGGGCCCCUGCCUGCCCACAGGUGCCACCAGCCCCAGCGAGGCCAGCUCUGCAGGGCCCUCCCGCCCUGGCUCCCCGGGCCCGCCCGGCCCACUGGACGCCGUGCCCCGCUGACCCCUCCGGGACCCCGAUGCCCAGCCCAUGGACGCCCGCCGACCCCACCUGGCCCCGGCCCGCUGGACACUGCGCUGGCCCUGGGAGCCCGACUGUUGGAGUCACUGCUGCUACUGCUUCUCUCCAAAAGAAAACACAGAACCAACAAGACUGCAUCCAACGCAACUUCCUCAGCUACUGACGAUCUCACGCACGACCUCCUGAGCAUCCUCAGAAACCGCCCACCGAGCUUUAGACAGCAGGGUGGGCCGGCCGGAGCACAACCGGCCGUUCACUGCCUGCCUCUCUCUCUCUGUCUCUCUAUUUUCUGUCUUGAUGAGUUUCACACACUUUCUCUUUAAGGAAAAAAAAUCUAAUUGUUUAGUGGCUUAUAUUUUCAGUGAAGAAUUUUGGGGGGUUUUGUGGCAAAACAGCUACUCAGAAAUGGACAAAGAAAACUGUGGGGUUUUUAUCUCCUUCCUGAUUAAAAAGGGAAAAAGAAAAUGUAUUUUAGAGCCAGAGAUCUGAGCCGCUGUCUCGCCGCAGCCACCCCAGGGGUGUGUGCGUCGCGGUGAAGACGUAAAAAGGAUUUCAAUUUCUGACUCAAGAAGCAUUUUUUGGUUUCAGAUUGUUUUUUUUCCUUUAAUGUCAAACUCUUUGGCUUUAAGUAGAAAUCCAAAAAGUUUUUUUAAGAAAAGUACAGGAAGCAUGCCUGUAAACUACCUUGCCAGCUAGCCAGCCAAGGACGCCGGACACACCUCUGCUCCAAAGGAAAUCCAAAAAGCAAACACAAGAAGUUAAAAAUCCAAAAUGUUUUUGUCACUGCCAAAGUAUUUUCACUGUUUGACUCUGUUCUUGGGUUGGUUCACCCGUCAGUCUGUCUCGCGUCGAUUGUCUCUGGAGUGUGGGUACCGGGCUUUGGAGGGUUUGCCCAACAAGAAGCAACUUUGUUUUCUCUGCCUCGAUGCAGGUGGGGGGACAGCGCGGCCCAAGAUGGCCUGCGUGUGCACGUGUGUGUCUGUGUGUGCGCUGGGGGCGCGCCUGGCUGCACAUCCACUCGUGUGCAGGGGACGAUACCUCUGUCUGUCCUCACACCUUCUGUGAAUUUUGAUCACAUUUCAUUUUUCCCACUCGUGUAAAAAAGUGCUGAUGUGUCCUUCCCAGAGAGAGCAUGAUCCCGAGACAAGACUGCAACAAUCUGUGGGUUGAUCCUUGACCGCUUUUCAAAGCACGAGGAAACAGCACUGGCCUCUGACUCUUCCUCUCCACGCUCCUCCUCUACCUCCUCUCCCGGCUCCACGAGGCCGCCGCCCAUCUCGCCCACCCCAGUGUCUCCUGCACCCACUCUCCUUUCUUCACACUUUUGCAGAAAAAGAAAAAACUACCAACAAGAACAGUUGCCCUCAGGGCACCCUCUGGAGACUUGAUCGGCUGUAUAUAACCCCGCACUGUGUCCAGCUGCUCCGCAGGGGAUGUUCCCUCGGACGCCCCCGCCCAACUCCCCGGCCAUCUCAAGGAGGACAUGAAGGAGUGGGACAUUCUCACCGGUGCUCAGCAGGAGAACAAAGAGCAGACACGGCCCACGAGCUGCACUGUCUGGUGUCGCUGUGAGAAGUGCCCAGGACUGGAGUGCAAUAUGGGGAGCGGCCAGCUACUGAAACCAGGGCUCCCGGCGGGGCCCCACCAAGAGGCAAAAAGUCAAUAGUGUACGUUAAUGUGAAUGUAUAUAGUCCCUGCAGAGGUCCAAAUAACGAUAUUCAUGAUGAUGAUAAUAAAGAAGAUGUUUGCCAAAUAAAAAGAGAAACCUUGGAAACAUGUAAACUUUAGGAAACAGAUUUUCAAAGAAAUCCGAACUGUGGUCCUACGGGGAGCAGUGGGUUUGUUUGAUGGCUGUUGUUUUUUCAGAGUUGUAAGAAUUCAUUCUCUGAGUAUUGAAAGGAAGGCUUCCAUCUAGCUGCCGCUGACCAGGUGCCUCCCCGAACCACCUCGCCUGACAGCAGAAACCUACUUCUGAAGGUCGAGAUAGUUGUCUUGCCCUCCAGAAAGUUCCCUGGCUCCAGCCACCACCUCUGUUGCCCAGUGUCAUGGGCCCGUCGGCCGCUCAGAGGUUUGCUUCUGUGGGUUUCAGAAAAGCCAGGGCCAGCUGGGCUCUGGGCUCCCGAGAAGACUGCGGAGCCCACCUCUCCUGCUUCCAGCCUGCUGUCUUGCUCUCUUGCAAGCGUUGAACAGGUUAACAUGGUGUUUUCAGACGUGCAGUGAGAUGACCUGCCCCCUUGGAGGAGGGCGCUCUUGGACUCUGUCCCACGAGGUGGUGCUGGUGAAUGGGUGGCUUCACUGGGCGUCUGGGCCCCUGAGGGCUCGCGUCCCUGACGUCAGGACUUGGGGGUGAGGCUGCCAGUCUGAGGCGAGUGGUGGAGGAGCCCCUCACCUGGAGACCCGCUGGUCUGCUUUGCUGGCCUCUGUGUCCCUUCCCCUCACAGGGUCCCCUUUUGGGGACAAGCAAGCAGAGACAGUAGCAUGUUGGCCAGCUGGCAAUGUCCAAGCCAGACCAGCCUCCAGGGCCAGACCACAGGCUGAGGGUCUAAGGUCUGGCGUCCCCUCCACCCCAGCUGUUGGAAAGAGGGUGCCCUCAAGCCAGCUAUAAACGGCUGUCCACCAGUGUGGUUCCCACGUCCGUAUCCCGUAUACCAAGAGCGGCACUGAUGGGGCUGCAGAAAUCUGGCAUGAGGGGUGGCGACAGGCCGACCGACGGAGCCCCUGUGGGCCGGGAGUGUCCACAGGAUCGGGAUGGCAGCUAGCUGCAGUGGGGCGGGGGGCUUGCAGUGAGGAAGCCGAGGUCCAGAGUGGGUGA
Molecule: messenger RNA, 5014 nt
Organism: Diceros bicornis minor
Lineage: Eukaryota; Metazoa; Chordata; Mammalia; Perissodactyla; Rhinocerotidae
Gene: CBFA2T3
Product: CBFA2/RUNX1 partner transcriptional co-repressor 3
Exons: 12
Coding region: 289-2184 (631 amino acids)
Biological process (GO): DNA-templated transcription; negative regulation of DNA-templated transcription
Cellular component (GO): nucleus
Molecular function (GO): transcription corepressor activity
Source: RefSeq, a predicted model, not a curated record